GAGCAGACAAAAAAUGAACAGAAAGACUCCAAAUUCCAUGGCUUCUUCUUCUUCUCAACCAAUGAGUUCUCCAUCCUCAAUCCAUCCUCCCCUUCCUCACCUCCUCGUCGUUCUGCUACUACUACUGUUCCUACCCUCUUGCACAAUCGCCCAGCCGCCGCCAUUCGCUCUCUCAAACUGCGCCGAUCAGGUCGGCAACUACACCGCCGGCAGCGCGUACGGGAGAAACCUUAACGCCCUCCUCUCCACCCUCGCCGCCGACAACCAGACCACCACCGGGUUCUACAACCGCUCCUCGGGUCGGGGCGCGGACCGGGUCAACGCGAUCGGGCUCUGCCGGGGCGACGUCGGGCCGCCCGACUGCAGGGGAUGCAUCGCCAACGCCACGGGCCGGAUCCUCAUGGACUGCCCGGCCCAGAAGCAGGCGUUCGGGUACUACGAGUUCUGUAUGAUCCGAUACUCGAACUGGUACAUCCAAGGGACACUCGACUUGGGCCCGCCCGUCACGUUCUUCAUGUGGAACGUCAACAACGCAUCCGGCCCGGCCCAGUUCGACGCGGCCUUGGGUUCCUUGUUGGCCCGGCUGCGGGCCGAGGCGGCGGGCGGAAGCUCCGUGAGGAAGUUCGCCACGGGAACGGCGCGGCAAGGUUUCGUGACGAUCUUCGCUCUCGUUCAGUGCUCGCCGGAUCUGUCAGAGCAGCAAUGCGACGACUGCCUCGUCGGAGCCAUCGGCCGGAUUCCGGAUUGCUGCGACGGGAAAAUCGGCGGACGAGUCAUACAACGGACUUGCAAUUUGAGAUUCGAGACUUCUCGAUUUUAUUCUAAGACGGCGGCGCCGCCCCCUGCGGCGACCGUAGCGCCGCCUCCACCGCCGGUUUUAUCUCCGCCGCCGCCGCCGCCUACAGAAGGAGGCAGAGGAAGCGAGAAUUCGAGCAGAAUUGUAGCUAUUGUAGUUCCUAUCGUCGGCACCGCCGUGCUCGGCUUCAUUUUCAUUUUCUUCUUCUGCAGCCGCCGGAAACGGAAGAGGUCAACAAUCCCUAAUCAGAGGUCAAGCCAGCAAGAAGAUGCAACUGUGGACGAGAUCAUCAACAACGAAGGAUGGUUGCAAUACGAUUUCGAAACGAUUCAAGCAGCGACCAACGAUUUUGCCGAUGAAAGCAAGCUCGGAGAAGGCGGAUUCGGGGCUGUUUACAAGGGAGUUUUGUCAAACGGAGAACAAGUGGCGGUGAAGAGAUUGGGAAUAGAUUCAAGGCAAGGAGAUUUAGAAUUCAAGAACGAAGUCAAAUUAGUGGCUAGGCUUCAACACAGGAAUCUAGCUAGACUUUUGGGAUUCUGCUUGGAAGGGAGAGAAAAGCUUCUCAUCUAUGAGUUCAUCCCCAAUGCCAGUCUCGAUCAUUUCCUCUUCGACGAAUUUAAACGAGUGCAUUUGAAUUGGGAGAGAAGAUACAACAUAAUUGGAGGAAUUGCGCGAGGGAUGGUUUACCUUCACGAGGAUUCUAGGUUGAGGAUCAUUCACCGUGACCUAAAAGCCAGCAAUAUCUUGUUGGAUGCGGAGAUGAACGCAAAGAUCUCGGAUUUUGGAAUGGCGAGGUUGUUCGAUAUAGAUGAGACUCAGGGGAAUACUAGCCGGAUCGUUGGAACUUAUGGCUAUAUGGCUCCCGAAUAUGUUAUGCACGGGCAGUUCUCGGUGAAGUCUGACGUGUUCAGUUUUGGAGUGCUUAUUUUGGAGAUUGUGAGCGGUCAAAGGAACAAUUGUGCACGCGGAGGCUCGAGCAUGGAGGACCUAUUAAGCUAUGCGUGGAAGAACUGGAGGAAUGGGACGUACACGAGCCUCAUAGAUCCAUCUCUGGGGAACAAUGUCUCGGGCUCAGAGGUCGCGAGGUGCAUUCACAUCGGGCUGCUGUGUGUGCAGGAGUACGUGAACGACAGGCCGACCAUGGCCACCGUUGCUCUGAUGCUGACGAGCCAGUCGAUGACUCUGCCGCUACCUUCCAAGCCGGCCUUCUUCAUGCACUCCGGCACCGGCGAUGGGGUGUCGUCGUCGUGGGGAUACAGCAGCACUUCCAGGGAGGGAACUGGUUCCUCUCCGUCAGCUGAAGCGCUGUCUUUGUCGAGGAAUGACGUUUCCAUAACCGAGCUUUAUCCUCGCUGAAACGCAGAAGACUUGAACUCGAGUCAUUCAGAUUAAUAGUCAAUAUUCCUAACUAACUGGACUACAACAAUGGUUAUGUAUUUUUUGAAUUAAACAAAGAAAAUAUUGAAAUAUCUCAAAAUCAUAGGACUAUCCACCGCAAUAAUCAAUCAUCAAAU
Linum tenue is the source of this 2310-nucleotide messenger RNA. NCBI's taxonomy places the organism in Eukaryota, Viridiplantae, Streptophyta, Magnoliopsida, Malpighiales, Linaceae. The record is from the annotation of a GenBank genome assembly.